Trichomonas vaginalis G3 is the source of this 1119-nucleotide messenger RNA. Its product is annotated as glycine-rich protein family. The record is from RefSeq and is a predicted model, not a curated record. Lineage: Eukaryota; Parabasalia; Trichomonadida; Trichomonadidae. Bases 1 to 1119 code for a protein of 372 amino acids. The transcript has a single exon.
AUGAUCAGAUAUUCUCUGUACGACGAUAAAAAGGCUGGUAUCAGAAUCAAAUCUCCUCUCCCUGUAUCGAAGCAAGAUAACAAAUACGUUUUUGACUAUCCCUGUGAAGAUUCUUCGUUUUGUACUGACUAUUCGAUAGAAUUACCGCCUAGUUUAUACAAUUUUGAAUUGUAUGGUGCCUCAGGAGGGAGUUUUACCUCUGAGGUCUCCACCUACCACUAUGGGACAGGUGAAUGCAUUCAUGAUAGUAUCGUUCAGCAAUUUAACGGAAAUACCAAAUGCAAAUCAUCUUUUAAUUACGGUGGAGCAGGUGGAUAUGUCAGUGGUUUGAUCAAUAUCAAACAUUUAACUCGAGCAUAUGUCACUAUUGGUGGCUCGGGGAAAUAUCUGAAAAAUACUAAUUGCGCACCCGUCCAAAACUGUUAUCUCAAGGAAAAUAUGGUUCCUGGAGGAUACGGUGGCGGUGGGCGUUCAUCAGGAUUUUCUGGUGGCACCGCUAGUGGCGGUGGCCAAACUUCUGUUCAAUUUUUGGAAAAUACUCUCUACCAUCGAGUGAUUGUGAGCGGUGCUGGUGGAGGGGCUGAUGACUACGACGCUAAUGAUUCGAGAGGUGGCUCUGGCGGCGGCCUGGUCGCACAAGGCUGGUGGACAAAUUCAGUCUACAAAGGCCAAUACUUGGCAAAUUCUUCAUUUGGUUAUACAUUUGGUUCUGGAGAAGCCGCUCGAUUAGGUUCUUCCAAAAAUCCAAAAGGUGUACAAAAUCCAGAUGGACAAGCUGAUAAGUGCGGUGGUGGAGGAGGCUGGUACGGCGGAUUUUCAAGUCUCCAUUACAAUGGUGGCUGUGGGGGUGGUAGUUCAUGGGUUUUAACUAAAGAUGCAUAUAUACCUACUAGUCUGAUCGAAUCCCGUGAUGAGUUUUAUGAGAUAAUCGAAUCUAGGAAAUAUAAUUUUGAUCUCAAUUCAGAUUAUUUGUUUUCUGAUGUUGUUCAUAUUCCUGGAAUAUGGCAAGGAAAUGGUCGUCUAGUUAUUACAGUUAUUAAGGCCUUAUCUUUUAAUAGCUGUUUGUGCAGAUGCCAAUCAUUUUAUUAUCUUCUAGGAUUUGUUAUUUUUAUAAGUUAG